Messenger RNA from Pseudovirgaria hyperparasitica, 2021 nucleotides. RefSeq lists its product as uncharacterized. Lineage: Eukaryota; Fungi; Ascomycota; Dothideomycetes; Acrospermales; Acrospermaceae. Gene Ontology annotation, biological process: reciprocal meiotic recombination. Bases 44 to 1744 code for a protein of 566 amino acids. The record is from RefSeq and is a predicted model, not a curated record. The transcript has 3 exons.
AUCCAAUUCUCACUCAUUCACUCAUCUAGCAUCAGUCGCCAGUAUGGCGUCCCAGACACCUCUCUCGCCUAUGUGUUUGCCUCUGCUCAAGUUUUCCUAUGCCACUGAUGCUGCAGCUGAACUAAGUGCUUUCUCCUGGACUCAUGUACAUAACAGCAACUUACUGGUGGUGUUUGACCCUGUUAAUGACUCGAAGAUGAAAGUCCUUCAGGGAAAUUUACUUCUGGAACAUGUUGAUCUUAAGCAGAAAGCCAACGAGGCAAGUCAGGCUAUUGAAAUGGCUCGCCGGAGUGGAAUCGAGCUUCGCGAUGAUCAACUUGCUAUGACCGUCAUUGUGCGGAGUCCCCUACUCGCCAUACGAUACAAUAUGCUGGAAACUAAUCAAAAACGAAGACUACAAUUGAAAUUUUGCAAUGAAACCGACUUCCUUCAGGCACUACAUGUCGUCGAGGCAAUGGGUUGUCGCAUCACACAGAGUGUACCCUUGAAGACCGCAACCCAAGCACCUGGUAAUGCUGAAAAAGCUCAUCCACCCCUUGCGAAACAGCAAACCAUGGCACGUCCCGACACUGCCUUACUCAAACCGUUUGUGCCACCACAGGUUCACUCAAGCACGCCUCAGAUGCCGUCUCAAGUGACUCCAUCUGGGGUCUAUCCCUCCACUACAUCCGCAGACAUGCCGAUUGGAAACGGUUUCGCUGGCCAUAGCUGCUCACAGAUCAACCACUCUGGCCACAUGCAAAGAUCAUACACCACAGGAUCGCAACAUUUGCAAAGUGACCUUGGUAUCACUCAUUUGCCUCAAACACUGACCCGUACCCCGACGUACAACCUGACAGCCCAGCCAUCCACUCAAGAGAACGUACUCGAACAGUCUCAGUACCGACCUUCUGAUUCUGUUACGAGCCAACCUCAUCCUACUCUAAAUCCUCUGAGUAACUGUACCACAGGCCAUGAUGCUGUUUUGAGCGAAGCUGAUAGAACUCCCUCUCAACAUCGGGAACCAGUAGAGAUACAAAGACCAUCAACAACCUCAGUAUUGGAAAAGAGCGGGCGUCUUCAGUCGCUGCCUCCGAAAAGGGAUCUGCCAUGGGCAAAGUCCCGUUCCAGCGGAGGCUCGUCAAGUCGGCCGUCGACAUCUACUCUCGAACUCCCUCCUUUACCUGCUCCUACCUUUGCAGCAAAUACAGCUCCUUUCCAAUCACUGUCUGCUAGUAGAAAUAACCCUAAAUCAGCAGCGUUCGAUCAUGACCCCUCGCGUCCUCUGUCUUCAUCGAUACCCGCUGUAUCGCACGUGCCAAGACCUCGAACAUCACUUGCUGAUAUCACGAACAGAUUGCCGUUUCCAUCUCUUACCAACAGCCCGUCUAAGCUCAGCGAGAGUCACCCCAUAGCCAUGACUAAUCACGAAAGUAAAGGAAAUUCCAUCUCAUGUCCUGACAUGUCAUCCACGGUGGAAUCAAACAACGACGCGGAGCGCACAGCUUCGAAUAACGACCGCUGUGGCACACUUCGUGACGCUGAACAACAGAAUGAUGGCAAUGUCUUCGCCACGUUGGUGAACCAGAUGUCCGCAACGGAUACCCCUAACAUGGCGCAGUAUGCAGCUCAGUCAGUCGAAGAUCGCCGGAUAAUGAUAAGCAAUUGGAUGGUGCGACAUAUUGGUGACGACAACUUUGUGACCCUCUGCGAAGAUGUUGCGAGUACAUGGCAGAGAGUUGGCCUGGGGCUGGAGCCCUUGUGAAAAAAUCUUGCUCGAUGGCUGGAGUAGGUGUAGAAUCGACUUGCCUCUGGUUCCGUGAUCAUCCUGCAGACUUACUAUUGCUUGCGCAUUUAAUCUCGGGAUUCGUAUCGCCUGUCAUCUUAACCUGUCAGAUCAUAGGGAGCCCGACAACAACAUUCAUGCAAUAAGGAGGAAAUCGUGUAUGAACUUUGUACGAUACACAUGCUUAUAGGUUUCGAUGACAUAACAUACUCUCACACCUUUUGUUGAAGCCAAAUCAGCGCUAUAUGCGUCUGUU